AAGUAAUUACAUAACCCAAAUAAGAUUCAGCGGAAGGAAGGAGGAAGCAGCAGCCUCACAGCCUCGUCGUCGCUUCCCUUUCUCGCUCCUUCCUUUCGCAACCUGCGCUCACCUAUUCCUGCUCUCAUCCUCCUGCGCAUCCACCUGCAAUUCCACCAUCCUUCUUCUUCUUUUCUUGCCAUUAGAAAAUGUCUACCGAGAGAGAGACCAAGACUUUCCUUGCUCGACUUUGCGAGCAGGCUGAGCGUUAUGAUGAGAUGGUUUCCUACAUGAAGGACGUCGCCAAGCUCGGCUCCGAAUUGAGCGUUGACGAGCGCAACCUUCUCUCUGUCGCAUACAAGAACGUAAUCGGCACGCGCCGGGCGAGCUGGCGAAUCAUCUCCUCGAUCGAGCAGAAGGAGGAGUCCAAGGGCUCCGAGCACCACGUUGCCCAGAUCCGGGAGUACCGCGCCAAGAUCGAGAACGAGCUCGAGAAAGUUUGCGACGAUGUUUUGUCGGUGCUGACUGAGUACCUCAUCCCCCAGGCCGAGUCAGGGGAGUCCAAGGUCUUCUACUACAAGAUGAAGGGCGACUACCACCGCUACCUCGCCGAGUUUGCCUCGGGCGACAAGCGGAAAGAUGCGUCGUCUGCGGCCCACGACGCGUACAAGACCGCGACCGACAUUGCGCUAACGGAGCUAACUCCCACGCACCCGAUCCGUCUCGGUCUCGCGCUCAACUUCUCUGUGUUUUACUACGAGAUCCUCAACUCGCCCGAUCGCGCGUGCCACCUCGCGAAGCAGGCGUUCGACGACGCGAUCGCGGAGCUCGACUCGCUUUCGGAAGAGAGCUACAGAGACUCGACGCUCAUCAUGCAGCUCCUGCGCGAUAACCUUACCCUCUGGACCAGCGAUCUCGAGGAAGCUACUGCUGCUGCUGCUGCUGCGCCGGCUGAGAAGGAGGAGGCAGCGGAGGUGAAGAAGGAUGCGGAUGGCGAUGCGGAGAUUAAGGAUUAGAUGAGGAUGUUAUAUCGAUAAAACUGAAAAAAAAAAGAGACAGACUUGUGUUUGUAUUGUCUGAUGUGCUAAGCUAAAUCGAUCCUGUUUUUUAUACACCCCUUACUUUGUCUUUGUCCUUGUUCUAUUUAUAUAUACGUAUUAUAUAACUUUUUCACUUAUGUUCUACGUGUAGAAUUGUAGUAGUAGUAUGAUAACAUGAAACGAUGAAAGAGAGGAAUCCGUCUAUAAUACAAAAACAGAAAGGAGAUGGAGUAGUUGAUCUUGUUUUUUAUACCGCUUACUUUGUAUAGUUAUGUUCUAUUUUAUAUACGUAUCAUAUAACUUUCCC
Myxozyma melibiosi is the source of this 1326-nucleotide messenger RNA. Its product is annotated as 14-3-3 protein. NCBI's taxonomy places the organism in Eukaryota, Fungi, Ascomycota, Lipomycetes, Lipomycetales, Lipomycetaceae. The record is from RefSeq and is a predicted model, not a curated record. Gene Ontology annotation, cellular component: cytoplasm. Gene Ontology annotation, biological process: signal transduction; intracellular protein localization. The transcript is spliced from 4 exons. The coding region runs from base 189 to 995 and encodes 268 amino acids.